Messenger RNA from Gilbertella persicaria, 2168 nucleotides. Its product is annotated as WD40-repeat-containing domain protein. Gene Ontology annotation, biological process: ubiquitin recycling; proteasome-mediated ubiquitin-dependent protein catabolic process. Gene Ontology annotation, molecular function: ubiquitin binding. The transcript is spliced from 3 exons. The coding region runs from base 296 to 2008 and encodes 570 amino acids. Lineage: Eukaryota; Fungi; Mucoromycota; Mucoromycetes; Mucorales; Choanephoraceae. Gene Ontology annotation, cellular component: nucleus; cytoplasm. The record is from RefSeq and is a predicted model, not a curated record.
GACAUAUGAGCUCUGAAUGUUAAAAAACAACUUUUGUUUAUUUUUACUCGAAUUUGCUUGGCACGCAAUAGAGACACUGUUUGUAUGCAUAAACAAUAUUCUGCCGAUAAAUAGAAAAUCUACUACCAUAGAUGGUCACAUCUGUUUUACAACAUAUUGUGUAUUGCAUAAAGAACAAAAUUCAUUAGAUAAAAUCAAACUCCUUACAUGCUUCUCCUCUCACACCCCUUUAUUUUUUUAAAGAGUGUUUAUCUCCUUCUCUUUAUUUUUUUUCUUUUUCCUUUUUCUGUAAGCAAUGCCAAACCAAAACUCACUUCACAAGUCGCUCAUAAAUCAUACCGAGUCAAACGCGAUACGAAUAAGUCUUCCUUCUUUCUAUCAUGAAAAUGUUACAGAACCAAAUGAGAGCCACUCUAUUCUAUUUACUCGCAAAAGAUCAGCCACUUAUGACCCAAAUAGUACAUUUGAUCCACAAAAAAAGGCUCGAUCAGACGAUACAGUACUUUGUGAACCAUGCGUCUGGGCAAAUCAGAUCGAGAAUUCAAGCACAUUAAAUGCACUAUGGCAACUCCCUUCCAUGAUUCAUGCGUUUGAUCUUAUCCCACACAACCACAAGACGUAUCUUUUAUUUCAAUUACUGAAAAGGUCCUCAAUAGACACACUUCAGUUUGUCAAUGCUAUGAUUAUGCCUAUUCUUAAGCGCGAUUUCUUAUCCACAUUGCCCCUCGAAUUAUCAAAACAUAUCACAAGAUGCUUGGACCCUUUUUCACUUGCUAGGGCUUCUUGCGUAUCUAAAAAGUGGAAAACAAUGAUUGAUAGUGAUGAUGAAUUAUGGAAGACAUGGCUACUGCAAGAUGGUUAUUCACUUCAUGAUCCUAUCCACCCUCUUCUCAAGACCACUAGCUACAAGACACUGUAUGCACGACACCACACAUUAAGACAGAAUUGGCGUAAAGGAAGAGCACAAGAAAAGACGUUUCGUGGCCAUGACACGUCUGUCGUCACUUGCUUGCAAUUUGAUGAUGACAAAAUUGUUUCUGGUGCAGACGAUGCGUACAUUAAUAUUUACGAUACAGCAACAGGGAAAAAACGCAUGACUUUAGAAGGCCAUGAAGGGGGUGUAUGGGCACUUCAAUAUGUGGAAAAUACGCUUGUUACUGGUUCUACAGAUCGCCGUGUCCAUGUCUGGAAUAUGGAGACAGGUAAAUGCACGCAUGUGUUUACUGGCCAUACAUCUACUAUUCGGUGUUUGCUCAUUACAGAACCUGUUCGACAAGGCGGGCCACGUAUGAUUAUUACCGGCUCCCGUGAUGCCACACUACGCGUAUGGAAACUGCCUGACGCAAACGACCAGCCAUUUUCUGGUGAUGCGGAUGACGUGAACCCCUUUUUUAUACAGUCCUUAAUUGGCCAUCGACAGUCCGUGAGAGCCAUUGCUUCACAUAAAAAUAUUAUCGUCAGUGGAAGUUAUGACAGUACAGUGCGUGUCUGGGAUCUCCAUACAGGCCACUCUCUCCACGUAUUGGAAGGACAUACACAGAAAGUAUAUACUGUUGUCAUUGAUUCAGAUCGAAACAGGUGUAUGAGUGGUAGUCUAGAUUCAACCGUACGUGUAUGGGAUUUGAAGACGGGUCAGUGUCUAUGGAGACUAGAAGGCCAUACUGUUCUUGUUGGGCUAUUGGGAUUAACAGAUCAAUGCCUUGUUUCUGCAGCAGCAGAUGCUGUGAUUCGUAUCUGGUCUACAGAAACAGGUGUUUGUUAUCAUGCUUUGUCCGGACACAGGAACUCGAUUACAUGUUUUCAACACGACAAUCAUAAAAUCAUUUCUGGUGCUGAAGGCGGGGUCAAGAUAUGGGAUGUAAAGACUGGUAAAUUCGAAAACGAUUUAAUUAAAGAUGUGGAUGUGGUAUGGCGUUUGGGAUUCAAUGCACGCCGGUGUAUAGCAGCAGUACAAAAGAAAAACGAGACAUCGUUUAGGAUAUUGGAUUUUGGCAUUCAUCAUCUGUAAAAGCGAAAUUUGGCUGUGAAUCAAAUAAGUCAGUGCUGUUUCCAAUUUUUAGUUGCAAGCACGUUUCCUAAAGAUUAGAUCAAAUUGGCAAUAAAACAUUUAUUAAUUGUCUUCAAAUCUUGUUGCUUCAUGUUUGAAAUAGCUUGUGCUUUUUUCAUUG